GGUGCAGUGCUGAACUCGAAAAUUGGAGAACUUGAAAACGCUGCCAGGUUUUGCGGAGUGAAAUUUCAUAAGAAUAUCAAAAAGAUGAGCUGGGUCGGUGCAUCGAGGAUACGAUGUUUGAUUCUACUCACCAUGCUGGCGGUUUGCCACGCCAACACGGACUACAACGUGACUUUCGAGUAUCUGCACAAAUGCAAACAGUAUAACGCUGUUAGUGGGUACAACUAUCGUAGCUUCUUCAAGCUGCACGAACUCGAACAUCACGGCACACUAGAUGGCAAUUUGACCGUCGAUCUGCUGCUGUUCGUCAUGGGUCCACGCGACGGUCACAUACUGCUGAGCCAGGAGGAAAAAGCCUCAAACGAUUCGCUGGAAAUCGUUCUCGGCGGUGGAGGCAAUAGCUUUUCCACAAUCCGCCAGGGUGCGAAAGGUGGUGGCAUCAAAGCGAAGCAAUAUCCCGGACUCUUAUCACCGAUCUUUCCGCUUCCGGUGCGCAUCCGCAUCGACAGCGCCGGUUUGGUGAAAGUUUACUGCGGCAAUCUGACCGCUGAGGUCCCUUUCAUGGAGACGACGUCGGAUAAGCUGAGGGAAAAUCCGGCACGCUAUGUCAGCUUCUCGAGCUGGUCAACGGCAGUGUCCAAGUGGUUCUAUGACUGUCCACCGGAGAAUCCGGUGGCCGGUAGCAACGACACGAUCGUGGGCAGUGAGCUGGAGAUAGUGAAGACGAACCACGAGUUGCUGCACCAGCGGCUCCACGAAACGCCCCGUUGGACGGAACCACCGGAACGGUUUACCGGUAUCAACAUCACCACGCUGUACGUCCAGCAGUUUACGUACGAUCAGAUGACCGACAUUGUGGGAUUGUCCGGGAUGCUGCGUCUACGCUGGUACGAUCCUCGGUACGGCUGGAACGCUUCGGAGUACGGUGCGGUUCGGUUGGUUGUGGAAGAAUGCGAUGUACUCUGGAUGCCGUACUUCGAGGCGAGCCUGUUCUCGGGCAGCUUCAGCACCUGCUACGUGCACAGCGAUGGCCUGCUGGUGGUCGAUGUAGACGAGUUCACGUGGUACAACUACUGCUCACAAACGGACAACUAUCACUGGCCGUACGACAGUAAUCUCUGCAAUGUGAUGCUCUAUGCCGUGGCAUACAAUCGAAUCGUACCGCUGCACAUGAACAGUACCGCACUGAUGUACGAGAUCGCAUUUGAACAAUCCGAAUGGUCAUUAACCGGUGUGGCCGUCCAAGAGAGCUCUCAAAGCAACACACCAUACGGGCUACUUCCGGCCCUCGAGCUUCACAUGCAAAUGAGCCGAAAAAGUGAUAUACAUUUGGCCGCGAUCUAUCCUUCAUACGCUGUGGCCAAUCUGUUGAUUUCGCUUUCGUUCCUCGUGUCUGGCGGUCGGACACGGUUGCUGCUCAAUACGCUCGGACUGAUCAUUCUACUGAAAUCGUUCCUCAGCCUAUCCAUCAUCGUACCACGCACGGGAGUGCCGAAAAUAUACAUUUUCUUCCAACUGACACUGAUGUUCUAUGCCAUCUCGCUCAUCCUGCACGUGGUGGAUCUGUGGUUAAAGCGAACGCGCGCCACCAUUGCACCGACUUGCUGGCUUAAUCGGGCCAUUAACUUUCCCGCCCUUCGCUACAUACUGGCCAUGGAUCAGCGUAGUAACUACAACACGCUCGAGCAUAAGAAUGUGCUGUGGGACGAGGUAACGCAGGUGCUGGGCAGGAUCAUGAUGGUGGCGGUGCUGAUUGUUCUCUGCAUCGGAUUCAGCCGUCCGUAGGCUUCGAACCAGCGCGUUCAAGCGCUGACGCGAAGCAAUGGGGUCCUCUUCCAUUUCAGGGCACCCGUCAGGACCAGGCCAGAUUGCCUUUUGAGGUCACACUAAUUAAUUACACAGCGAGGUUGAGGCCUUCGAAAUGAUUGAAUGAACGGCGAGUGCGAGCCAUCUUGCCGCCAGCUCGAUCGCCUGAGACGCAUCCAUUGAGUCGUGUUCGUGGCUGAUUUUCGAUCACAUGCAGAGAUCGCUGUUUUUUUCAAUGCUCUCCUAAGCUUUAUCUCUCAUUCGGCGUUAAUAAAUGUUUCUUUAAC
Molecule: messenger RNA, 2093 nt
Organism: Anopheles aquasalis
Lineage: Eukaryota; Metazoa; Arthropoda; Insecta; Diptera; Culicidae
Gene: NtR
Product: neuronal acetylcholine receptor subunit NtR
Biological process (GO): monoatomic ion transport
Cellular component (GO): membrane
Molecular function (GO): extracellular ligand-gated monoatomic ion channel activity
Source: RefSeq, a predicted model, not a curated record